AUGUAUUUACUAAUAAUAACAACUAUUGCUAUAAUUAAUGUGCCAAAUGCUCAGUGCCUGUUAUUAGAUAUAUUAGAUGGAAGGGUAGUUGGAGGCGAAAAAGCCAGAAUUGCUGAAUUUCCACAUCAAAUUUCUUUACGUUAUAAUAAAAAGCAUACUUGUGGAGGAUCUAUUAUCGACGCUUAUUAUAUUUUAACAGCAGCGCAUUGUGUUUAUGGAAGAAACAGGCCUAAAAAAUUUACUGUUGUGGCCGGAUCAAGUUUUCUAUAUAAAGGAGGUAAUCAUCAUGAAGUAGAAUCUAUCGUUUAUCCUAAAAGAUACACUCCCAGAUCGCUAAACCACGAUGUUGCUGUUAUUAAGUUGAAAAAAGCGAUCGUUUUUGGAAAAUACCAGCAACCGAUAGCUUUGACCAUGAGAGAUACGCCUAAAGGUUUGAUGGCAAAAUUCUCUGGAUGGGGGCUCAUGUCGUAUCCGAAUAAUACCUUGCCGGAUAAUUUGCAAAAAGUGGACGUCUUCACAUACAGUAACUCUGUAUGUCAAAAACUCCACAAUCGGAACCGGAACUCGUUCCAGCAGCCGAGCACCAUUUAUCCGGGUAUGCUUUGCGCAUUCAACAUGCACAGCGUGGGCGCCUGCAAGGGCGAUUCGGGUGGUCCUUUAAUAUUAGAUACAAGAAGAGGGCCAGUGCAAAUUGGUGUUGUUUCCUGGGUAUGGAGAUAUUGCGCGUUGGGCGUUCCUGAUGUUUAUGCCCGAGUUUAUUAUUACUUGAAUUGGAUAAAUAAACAAACAAAUUAUACUAUUUUUGAUCGUGAAGAAGAAUAUGAUUUGAACUAUUAA
Ctenocephalides felis (cat flea) is the source of this 837-nucleotide messenger RNA. RefSeq names its product chymotrypsin-1-like. The transcript is spliced from 6 exons. Gene Ontology annotation, biological process: proteolysis. The coding region runs from base 1 to 837 and encodes 278 amino acids. The record is from RefSeq and is a predicted model, not a curated record. NCBI's taxonomy places the organism in Eukaryota, Metazoa, Arthropoda, Insecta, Siphonaptera, Pulicidae. Gene Ontology annotation, molecular function: serine-type endopeptidase activity.